Molecule: messenger RNA, 2664 nt
Organism: Oryzias latipes (Japanese medaka)
Lineage: Eukaryota; Metazoa; Chordata; Actinopteri; Beloniformes; Adrianichthyidae
Gene: hid1b
Product: HID1 domain containing b
Cellular component (GO): Golgi trans cisterna; Golgi medial cisterna; membrane
Source: RefSeq, a predicted model, not a curated record
UUCGUGAACGCAUCUUGAGUGCGGCCCGCUGUGAGCGGUGGAUGAGGGGAGACGCUGAUCCAGCCGGUGGGCGCGCGCGCGCGGGCGAAGAUGGGUAACUCCGACACCAAACUGCACUUCAGGAAAGCGGUGAUCCAGCUGACCACCAAGACGCAGCCCGUGGAGGCCACUGAUGACGCGUUCUGGGACCAGUUCUGGACCAGCGCCAUUUCUGUCCAGGAUGUCUUCGCCUUGGUGCCUGCAGCGGAAAUUCGAGCCGUUCGAGAGGAGUCUCCAUCAAACCUGGCAACCCUCUGCUUCAAGGCCGUGGAGAGGCUGGUCCAGGCUGCGGACUCCGGCUGCCCCUCGGAAAAGGAGCGGCGGAUCGUGGUGAACUGCACCCGCCUGCUCACCCGCAUCCUGCCCUACAUCUUUGAGGAUGCAGACUGGAGGGGCUUCUUCUGGUCCACCAUCCCAGGAGCCAGCAGAGGGGGGUGUUUGGAUGAAGACGUGGAUGAGAAUGAGGCUCGACCGCUGGCUGAAUCCCUGCUGCUGGCCGUCGCCGACCUCCUCUUUUGUCCAGAUUUUACAGUCCAGAGCCACAAGAAGAGCGGCACGGACCCUGCUGAAGAAAUCCGCUCCAUCGACAGCUGUGAAUACAUCUGGGAAGCCGGGGUGGGAUUUGCUCAGUCGCCUCCUCUCAACUACGUCCACGACCUCCACAGGACUGAGCUGCUGAAGCUGCUGCUGACGUGCUUCUCUGAAGCCAUGUACCUCCCUCCCUCCUCUGACAGCAAAGUCAUCAACCCCUGGGUGGCCUUCUUCUGCUCUGCAGAAAACAGACACACCCUGCCUCUCUUCACAUCCCUGCUCAACGUGGUCUGCGGCUACGACCCCGUGGGUUACGGCGUCCCGUACAACCACCUGCUGUUCUCCGACUCCCGCGAGCAGCUGGUGGAGCAGGCGCUGCAGGUCCUGGUGGUCGCUCUGGAGCACGAGGCCGGCUCGGCCGCAAGCUCCGCCCUUCAGGCUCUGGACGCUUCUGCGUCGCCCACAGCUGACGAAGAAGAGAAAGGGCCAGCUGGACCUGACAACCUUUUUGUGAAUUACCUCUCCAGGAUCCACAGAGAAGAGGACUUGAGCUUCAUCCUCAGAGGCUUAACUCAGCUGCUCAACAAUCCUCUGAUUCAAACCUACCUCCCUCGAUCCACCAAGAAGAUCCAGUUCCACCAGGAGCUGCUGAUUCUUUUCUGGAAGUUCUGCGACUUUAACAAGAAGUUCCUGUUCUUUGUUCUGAAGAGCAGCGACGUGUUGGAGAUGCUCGUUCCAAUUCUCUUCUACCUGAACGACGCAAGAGCCGAUCAGUCUCGCGUGGGUCUGGUGCACAUCGGCGUCUUCAUACUGCUGCUGCUGAGCGGAGAAAGAAACUUUGGCGUUCGCCUGAACAAGCCCUACACGCUUCGUGUCCCUAUGGACAUUCCAGUGUUCACAGGGACCCACGCCGACCUGCUCAUAGUGAUCUUUCACAAAGUCAUCACUAGUGGACACCAGCGGCUCCAUCCUCUGUUCGACUGCUUGCUCACCAUCAUUGUGAACAUUUCCCCUUAUCUAAAAAGCCUGUCCAUGGUGGCAGCCAACAAGCUGCUCCACCUGCUGGAGGCCUUCUCUGCCCCCUGGUUCCUCCUCUCUGCUCAGCGGCAUCACCACUUGGUCUUCUUCCUGCUGGAGGUUUUCAACAACAUCAUCCAGUACCAGUUUGAUGGCAACUCCAACCUGGUGUACGCCAUCAUCCGUAAGCGUAACGUUUUCCACCAGCUAGCCAACCUGCCAACUGACAAGGAGUCUAUUCAGAACGCCCUGCAGAGGAAAAAGCCAGGGGUCUCCAGGGUCAACUCUGCAGACAGUGAAGCCACAGAGGACUCUAAGCCGGCGGAGCCUGCAGAGCCGGGAGCACUCAAAGCCAGUUUGGAGGCCACUCCGGGAAUUGAUAAGAUUACAGAGAAGGCUCAGGUGAGCAAAGACGGGACGAUGGUCACGGUGCCACACUCCCCCUGUGACGGCAGCGCCAUCGACGGAGCCAGCGACACAGAGUCCAACUCCGAGAGAGAUCCAGAGGCCCACCGCUCUUCCAGGAGUCGGAUGUCCAGCGUCUCCUCGGUGUCCGUCUGGAGCGCCAGUCCAGACUGGCUGCUGUCGUGGAAAACCAGGCUUCCCCUUCAGACCAUCAUGAGGCUGCUCCAAGUCUUGGUCCCACAGGUGGAGAAGAUUUGCAUCGACAAGGGUUUAACGGAUGAAUCAGAGAUCCUUAAAUUCCUGCAGCAUGGCACGCUGGUGGGCCUCCUACCCGUCCCCCACCCCAUUCUCAUCAGGAAGUACCAAGCCAACGCGGGCACAGCCAUGUGGUUCCGGACCUACAUGUGGGGGGUCAUUUACUUACGAAACGUGGAUCCUCCGAUCUGGUACGACACAGACAUACGACUGUUUGAGAUCCAGAGGAUCUAGUGACGCUGCUGAGAAGAAUCUUUUGGCUUGACACACACGCCAUCACCCCUGGACUGAGAGAUGACUGUAAAUGUCAAUGAGCUGGCUUCUAGAAAGAUGACGAGCAUCGAUGUGUGACCGUCCGGUUCUGAUUGUAGCACACGUGGAACCUGUUUGACUUCAUUAAACCCAACAUUCACUGGA